AAUAUGUCUGGUCAAUUAUGGUUGGCCCUCGUGGAUGCUGCCGAUAUGGUAGGAUUCACUCUCACGAUCUCCAUCAACAUCAUUCUACUGGGGCUGAUUAGAACACGUGGAAAAACGUUGGGAACGUACAAAUACUUGAUGAGCUUCUUCUCGUUCUUCUCAAUCUUUUAUGCAAUCGUUGAAUCUAUUUUGAGACCAAUAAUGCAUAUCGAAAACACGACGUUCUUUCUGAUUUCUCGGAAACGCUUCGAUUACUCAACUCGCCUUGGUAAAAUCAACUCUGCUUUCUACUGUGCUUGUUUUGCCACGAGUUUUGUCCUGUCUGCGGUACACUUUGUGUAUCGGUACUUUGCCGCUUGCAAACCGAAUCUGCUACGCUUGUUUAACCUUCCGCAUCUUUUACUGUGGCCUUUGAUGUGUUCGAUUCCUGUGACUGCGUGGGCAAGUGUUUCUUACUUUUUGUACCCAGACACCGAGUACACUGAAGCAGCAGUUACAUAUGUUCUGAAAACACACUACGAGGUGAUCAAAAAAGAAAAUGUAUCUUAUAUCGCAUACGUAUACUAUCAAUAUGAAAAUGGGGAGCGUCACAUCUACAUAAAAAAUUUGCUUGGCUGCUUUGUACACUACUUCGUUAUGUCAAUGACAUUUGUAGUUGUGUUUUACUGCGGAUUUUCUACAUGGUGGACGAUUCGUGAGCAUCGUGGAGCAUCUGAUAGGACACGUCACCUGCAUAGACAAUUGUUUAAGGCACUUGUAUUUCAAACCCUUGUUCCAUCAAUAUUUAUGUACAUCCCAACUGGUGUCAUGUUCAUCGCUCCCUUUUUCGACAUCAACCUGAAUGCCAAUGCAAACUUCAUCGUUUUUUGCUCAUUUCUCUAUCCAGGUCUUGACCCACUAAUUCUCAUUUUUAUCAUUCGCGAAUUCAGGGUCACUAUUUUGAAUAUCAUCAGAGGAAAUGAGCGGGGAAAUGCUGUUGGCGAAGCAUACUCAACUUCUCGAAUAAAAUCAUCACAACCUGCAGCUGUUAAUCUUUCUGGAUAA
Molecule: messenger RNA, 1044 nt
Organism: Caenorhabditis elegans
Lineage: Eukaryota; Metazoa; Nematoda; Chromadorea; Rhabditida; Rhabditidae
Gene: str-112
Product: Serpentine receptor class r-10
Exons: 8
Coding region: 4-1044 (346 amino acids)
Biological process (GO): detection of chemical stimulus involved in sensory perception of smell
Cellular component (GO): ciliary membrane
Source: RefSeq, marked reviewed